GAGGCAGGACAAUUUCUUGAACCCAGGAGGCAGAGGUUGCAGUGAGCCGAGAUCACGCCACUGCACUCCAGCCUGGGCGACAGGGCGAGAUCUGGAGUGCAGGCACAAUUAUGGCUCCCUGCAGCCUUGACCUCCCCAGGUUCAGGUGAUCCUCCCAUCUCAGUUUUUCUAUUUUUAGUAGAGGCCUCCACCUCCCGGGUCAAGCAAUUCUCCUGCCUCAGCCUCCUGAGUAGCUGGGAUUACAGGCGUGUGCCACCACGACGGGUUAAUUUUUGUAUUUUUAGUAGACACAGGGUUAUACCAUGUUGCCCAGGCUGGACUUCAACUCCUGGGCUCAUGUGAUCCACCUGUCUUGGCCCCACAAAGUGCUAGGAUUACAGGUGUGAGCCACCACACCUGGCCAGCAGUUUCUUAAAAAGUUACACUUACCUUAAAACCCAGCAAUCCACUCCUAAGUAUAUGUCCAAAAGAAAUGAAAACAACAGGCUGGGCGUGGUGGCUCACACCUGUAAUGCCAGCACUUUGGGAGGCUAAGGUGGUAGCUCUCCAGACCACCCAGGGCAACAUGGUAAAACCCCAUCUCCACUAAAAAUACAAAAAAAUUAACCGGGUGUGGUGGGGCACACCUCUAGUCCCAGCUACUUGGGAGGCUGAGGCAGGAGAAUCACUUGAGCCCCAGAGGCAAAGGUUUCAGUAAGCCGAGAUCGUGCCACUGCACUCUAGCUUGGGCUACAGAGUGAGACUCCAUCUCACACACACACACACACAAAAGAAAUGAAAACAACAAUUUGUACAUGAGUUCAAAACAGAAUUAUUUAUUUCCCAAACUAGAAACAAUCCAAAUGUCUAUCAACAGAUAAAUGGAUAAGCAAAUGAUGACACAAUUGCAUUAAUGGAAUACCACUCAGCAAUGAAAAGGAACAAACCACUCAUACCUACAACAACACAGAUGAGCCUCAGAAACGUGAUGCUAAGUGAAAGAAGCCAGACCAAAAAAAUUACAUGCUAUUAUUCCAUUUCUAUGAAAUUUCUGGAAAAGACAAAAACCAUGCAAAGUAGAUCAGAGGUUGGCUGGGGGUGAGAGCAGAGACCGACUACAAAUAGGCCCAAGGGAACGUUUUGGGGUGAUGGAAGUUUUCUAUAAGUGGAUUAUGGUGAUGGCUACACAACAGUAUAAAUUAAAGGUCAUCCAAAUGUGUACUUACAAUGUUUGAAUUGUAUGACAUGUAAAUUAUCUCAUUAAAUCUGUAUUUUAAAAAAAGAACUGUGCUGUGAAGUUUGACAUAUUUUAAAGUAGGAUGUCUUAGCCGGGCAUGGUGUUGCAUGCCUGUAGUCCUAGCUACUCAGGAAGUUGAGGCUAGAAGAUUGCUCGACCUCAGGAGUUCAAGGCUGCAGUAAGCUAUGAUCAUGCCACUGCACUCCAGCCUGGGCAACAGAGCAAAGACCUGGUCUUUAUAAAAAUUAAAAACUGGCCGGGCACAGUGGCUCACACCUCUAAUCCCAGAACUUUGGGAGGCUGAGGUGGGUGGAUCACUUGAAGUUAGGAGUUCGAGACCAGCCUGGCCAACAUGGUGAAACCCUGUCUCUACUAAAAAUAAAAACAUUAGCUGGGCAUGGUGGCACACACCUGUAAUCCCAGCUACUUGGGAGGCUGAGGCAGGAGAAUCGCUUGAACCUGGGAGGUGGAGGUUGCAGUGAGCCCAGAUCGCGCCACUGCCCUCCAACCUGGAGACACAGCCAGACUCCAUCUCAACAACGACAUCAAAAAAGGCCGGGCACGGUGGCUCACGCCUGUAAUCUCAGCACUUUGGGAGGCCAAGGCGGGCGGAUCAUGAGGUCAGGAGUUUGAAACCAGCCUGGCCAAGAUGGUGAAACCCCAUCUCUACUAAAAAUACAAAAAUUAGCUGGGCGUGGUGGCGGGCGCCUGUAAUCCCAGCUACUUGGGAGGCUGAGGCAGGAAAAUUGCUUGAACCCGGGAGGCGGAAGGUGCAGUGAGCUGAGAUCACACCACUACAUUCCAGCCCGGGCGACAGUGCGAGACUCCGUCUCAAAAAAAAAAAAAAAAAAAAAAAAAUCUAAAACUCAAACUUCUGAAUAACAAUUUCCUCCUAGCAAGAAGAGACUCAGUAAGAUAAGCGCUACUUGGCUACUUUGCAAAUCUCUUUAAUGUCUGGCUUAAGAUGGCUGGUUUUUUGUAUCUGCCUCUGCAUUUAACCUGGUCCAUCUCGCGGGUCACAUAGCCUCUACAAAAUGAGAAGGGGUUCAAUGCCAUUAUCUCCGGGCCUGGGUAAAAGACUCAAGCCCUGACCCCAUCAUACUCCAACCAAUACAUACCCCGCCUGCGCUGUCUGCGCCUGGGUCUCUUCACCCGCAGUGAGCGGUCGCACGGCUCCACAUCAGGGUCGCCCUGAGGCUCAGCCUUCCCCGGCCCCAUUCCGAGUGCGCACAGGACUGAACGAGCACGCCCGGCCCCUGCUCCGAAGCGGAGGGACACGACGCGGACGCGCACGGUGCACCGCAGUGACCUGAGGAAGGAGCGACGGGCGCUCGCGCCAAAGGCGUCCGAGUGCCUGGUAAACUGUAAAGCGCGGUCCUGCGUGAGUUGCUAUGGCUACAGCUGCGCCAGGCGGACGGCCUGCAGGACCGAGGUGCAGCUGGGACGAGCGGAAAGCUCUGCGCGUGGGCGGGGAGCCCGGAGCCUCGCCGGGGCAAUGUCAUCUAGGUGCUCGGCGCUCCACUGAUCCGGCCCCCGGGGGUGGGCGGGCACGUUUGCCUCGGAUGGUCUAACAGGCGUCGGGGAGAGCCAAUGGUGUAGCUUCACGGCUCCACCCCCUUCCAUUCGAUUGGCCGGCGCCGAAAAGCCGGGCGUGAGCGGCCGCAGUCUCUGGAGGGAGCCGCUGCGGGUCUUUCCCUCACUCGUCCUCCGCUCGUCGCCGCUCUUCGGUUCUGCUCUGUCCGCCGCCAUGGCCCAAGCUGACAUCGCGCUGAUCGGAUUGGCCGUCAUGGGCCAGAACUUAAUUCUGAACAUGAAUGACCACGGCUUUGUGGUCUGUGCUUUUAAUAGGACUGUCUCCAAAGUUGAUGAUUUCUUGGCCAAUGAGGCAAAGGGAACCAAAGUGGUGGGUGCCCAGUCCCUGAAAGAGAUGGUCUCCAAGCUGAAGAAGCCCCGGCGGAUCAUCCUCCUGGUGAAGGCUGGGCAAGCUGUGGAUGAUUUCAUCGAGAAAUUGGUACCAUUGUUGGAUACUGGUGACAUCAUCAUUGACGGAGGAAAUUCUGAAUAUAGGGACACCACAAGACGGUGCCGAGACCUCAAGGCCAAGGGAAUUUUAUUUGUGGGGAGCGGAGUCAGUGGUGGAGAGGAAGGGGCCCGGUAUGGCCCAUCGCUCAUGCCAGGAGGGAACAAAGAAGCGUGGCCCCACAUCAAGACCAUCUUCCAAGGCAUUGCUGCAAAAGUAGGAACUGGAGAACCCUGCUGUGACUGGGUGGGAGAUGAGGGAGCAGGCCACUUCGUGAAGAUGGUGCACAACGGGAUAGAGUAUGGGGACAUGCAGCUGAUCUGUGAGGCAUACCACCUGAUGAAAGACGUGCUGGGCAUGGCGCAGGACGAGAUGUCCCAGGCCUUUGAGGAUUGGAAUAAGACAGAGCUAGACUCAUUCCUGAUUGAAAUCACAGCCAAUAUUCUCAAGUUCCAAGAUACCGAUGGCAAACACCUGCUGCCAAAGAUCAGGGACAGCGCGGGGCAGAAGGGCACAGGGAAGUGGACCGCCAUCUCCGCCCUGGAAUACGGUGUACCCGUCACCCUCAUUGGAGAAGCUGUCUUUGCUCGGUGCUUAUCAUCUCUGAAGGAUGAGAGAAUUCAAGCUAGCAAAAAGCUGAAGGGUCCCCAAAAGUUCCAGUUUGAUGGCGAUAAGAAAUCAUUCCUGGAGGACAUUCGGAAGGCACUCUACGCUUCCAAGAUCAUCUCUUAUGCUCAAGGCUUUAUGCUGCUAAGGCAGGCAGCCACCGAGUUUGGCUGGACCCUCAAUUAUGGUGGCAUCGCCCUGAUGUGGAGAGGGGGCUGCAUCAUCAGAAGUGUAUUCCUAGGAAAGAUAAAGGAUGCAUUUGAUCGAAACCUGGAACUUCAGAACCUCCUACUGGACGACUUCUUUAAGUCAGCUGUUGAAAACUGCCAGGACUCCUGGCGGCGGGCAGUCAGCACUGGGGUCCAGGCUGGCAUUCCCAUGCCCUGUUUUACCACUGCCCUCUCCUUCUAUGACGGGUACAGACAUGAGAUGCUUCCAGCCAGCCUCAUCCAGGCUCAGCGGGAUUACUUUGGGGCUCACACCUAUGAACUCUUGGCCAAACCAGGGCAGUUUAUCCACACCAACUGGACAGGCCAUGGUGGCACUGUGUCAUCCUCGUCAUACAAUGCCUGAUCAUGCUGCUCCUGUCACCCUCCACGAUUCCACAGACCAGGACAUUCCAUGUGCCUCAUGGCACUACCACAUGGCCCUUUGCCCUAUUUUCUGUUCAGUUUUUUAAAAGUGUUGUAAGAGACUCCUGAGGAAGACACACAGUUUAUUUGUAAAGUAGCUCUGUGAGAGCCACCGUGGCCUCUGCCCUUGCCUCUUGGGACUGACCAGGAGCUGCUCAUGUGCGUGAGAGUGGGAACCAUCUCCUUGCGGCAGUAGCUUCCACGUGCCCCGUGUGCUGGUGCGGUUCCCAUCACACAGACGGGAGGGGUGUUUGUGCACUCUGAUCAACUGGAACCUCUGUAUCAUGCGGCUGAAUUCCCUUUUUCCUUUACUCAAUAAAAGCUACAUCAGACUGAUGCUCUUUCUCCAGAUUCUUAGUCUCACCUCGGCCACAUGGAGCCAUUAUCCCCAUUGGCAGAAAGAUUUUUCUUUAAAAAAAAAGACUAGAAUAACACAAGAAACCACAUUUAGGAUUAUGCUUCACUCAGAGGAGGCAGGCAGGGAGGACGCACCAGGGGCUUUAAUACACUGGGCAUGUUUUCUUUCUCCAAUUGGGCAAUGGGUACAUGGACGUUCACUGUAACAUGCUUUUUCUUUCGUCUUUUUUUUUUUUUUGCUCCUGGCAAGCUGUGCGUGACAUUCUUUAUGGCUUUUUGUAUGUCAAAUACUUCAUAAUAAACUUUCUAGAGAAUUACACUUUAA
This is a messenger RNA of Gorilla gorilla gorilla (western lowland gorilla), 5156 nucleotides long. RefSeq names its product phosphogluconate dehydrogenase (gene PGD). The record is from RefSeq and is a predicted model, not a curated record. The coding region runs from base 2964 to 4415 and encodes 483 amino acids. Lineage: Eukaryota; Metazoa; Chordata; Mammalia; Primates; Hominidae. Gene Ontology annotation, molecular function: phosphogluconate dehydrogenase (decarboxylating) activity; NADP binding. Gene Ontology annotation, biological process: pentose-phosphate shunt. The transcript is spliced from 13 exons.